UAAUACGAUGGAAAUGCUUGUUUAUUUUUACACAAAGAAUUAAAUCUUGGCGAAAUAUUUAAUACUUUUAACUGUUGUCAAAUUGCCCCACAUGUGGCAGUGAUUCUCAGUUUAAGAAGCUUUAGUCUAAGAUACGGUCUCCACGCCCUUAACUUCUGAAUCUCUUUCUAUUUCAUGGCUCAAUAAGGAAAAAAAGAUCCAGCCCCAGAGCCAGUCAGGGUUAUACUUCCGGCUUUUCUAGGCCGCUCUUCUCUACUCCUCUCGAGCUCUGUUCUCUUCCCUUUGAAAUCUCUUCCGAAUGAGGUCAGCGCUUGCGAGUCAUGUAGGUUCUCGGUGGAAGAGCCUUUUAAGCGGCGAUUUGGGAUGCUGCCCAGGGGAAAAGGGGUGCAGUUGUAGAUACCGCCAAACUCUUUGCCGUGUGAAGAGUGGCAAUGAGCUGAAUUAAAAAAGAAAUUGGAGAGAAUUAGCAGCCAGAGGCGGAGGGUACCUGGACUGAAGAACAAGCAGCGGAGCAGGGUGACUGGCUGCCCUGGAGGGGAGAUGAUGAGUUAGUUUGUAUGUCUUCCAGGGCUUACACCUUUUUUGCCCGGUGCUUAGCAGUCGCCUGCAGGAGGCGCUGAACUCGGCGGGUGUGGAAAGUAUCUCCUUCUCCGUCUCUCCCUUCCUCCUGACUCCUAGGUUUGACCUCCUCUUAUGUAGGUCGUGUUUGGGAGAAUUUGGCUCUUUAUUUCUCCACGAUGCGGAACAGUUACAGGGCAGUAGCUGCCCUGGACACACUUCGGCCGGAGGUGUCCAGCGCAGAUAGAAUGCCCAAUGUCACCGACCAGCUUCUUCCUUCUCCUUCCUCAUCCUCCGCCUCUGCCCAACUCGCGGCCCCGAUAAGUGUCCAAAGCCGGGAGAACGGUUCUCAGAUCCAAGUGUCCAUCAUUCUUCCUGUUCACAAUGCUGAGUGCUGGUUGGAUGACUGUUUACAGUCUGUUUUGGAACAAGAUUUUGAAGGCACUUUAGAACUUUCCAUCUUUAAUGAUGCCAGUAAGGACAAGUCAAUGAAUAUAAUUAACAAAUGGAAGAUUAGGUUAGAAACUUUAGGCAUCAGAGUAAUCAUUGGAGGUCAUGAUUCUCCUUUUCCCCGAGGAGUUGGAUUUUCUAAAAAUCAAGCAAUAGCACAAAGUUCGGGCUCUUACCUUUGUUUUUUGGAUUCGGAUGAUGUGAUGAUGCCUCAAAGAGUGAGAUUGCAAUACAAAGCUGCCAUUCAAUAUCCAAAUAGUAUUAUAGGGUGCCAAGUGAAGAGAGAACCCCCAAACUCAACUGAACGCUAUACUCGUUGGAUCAAUAAUCUAACAUCUAAGCAACUUACCACACAGGUGUUUACUUCUUAUGGACCAACAGUGAUCAUGCCUACCUGGUUUUGCUCCCAAAAAUGGUUUUCUCAAGUUGGAAAAUUUGAUGAGAGUGGAAAGGGUGUGCCUGAGGAUUUGUUAUUCUUUUAUCAUCAUCUCCGAAAGGGUGGUGGAGUCUUUCUAGUUGAACAGUGCCUUCUCCUUUAUAGAUACCACCCAUAUGCAGCAACACACUCAGUCCUAGAAAGCACCAUCUGGCAACACCGAGUUCAGUUCCUAGAAGAAAGGGCUCUUCAGCAUUGGACAUCAUUUACCAUCUGGAAUGCUGGCAAACAAGGAAGAAAACUCUAUAGAAGCUUAUCCCCAAUAAACCAGAAAAAGGUUGUUGCAUUCUGUGAUGUUGAUGAAAACAAGAUCAAGAAGGGUUUCUACUCUUAUGAAGACUCUAAGGAAAGGCCCAAACCAAAGAUUCCAAUACAGCAUUUCAAGGAUGCCCACCCUCCUUUUGUGAUUUGUGUAAAGCUGGAUCUCACUGGUGGGACAUUUGAAAAAAACUUGGAGUCACUGAAUCUACAGGAAGGGCUAGAUUAUCUUCAUUUCAGUUGACUUUGUCAUUAUGUUUUUUACAUUAAAAGCUACAAAAAUCCAAUUACAAGGUACUCUAGAAAAUGGAAUUGAUCUAGCCCUAGACAGGGACCAAGGAAGAGCUAUGCUUCAAAUCCAACAGAACUUUUGCUUCACCUGAAUUAUUAUUGUGGAAGCAGUGCGCAUUUUGGAACUACCUCAUUUGUGGCAUUUCAACAGGCAUAAUCUGAAUCAAAUCAACUUCACCCUAUCCUCUUCUCUGGUUGCAAGUGCAGAGGAUGGGAGCCUCAGGUGCACUGAAUGUUCUUCAGAAGAUGAGGCAGCCCCUGCAUACUGUGAGGAUAUUGAUAAAGGUGGAGCUAAAAUAUUACCUAUUCCUAACCCAUUUUAUCUUUCAAAAAUAAGAGAGAUAAACUAGCAUGAUGCAUAAAGCAGUUGACAUUGAGUCAGGAGGCCUGGAGUCAGAUCCAGUUUGAAACUUGUUCUUACUGUGUGUGAGCCUGGUAACUUCUCAACUUCUCAGGACUUCAUUUUCCUUAUAUUUACAUAAGAGUGAUAAUUAUAAUACUUUUAUGACCUA
This is a messenger RNA of Antechinus flavipes (yellow-footed antechinus), 2505 nucleotides long. RefSeq names its product UDP-GlcNAc:betaGal beta-1,3-N-acetylglucosaminyltransferase like 1 (gene B3GNTL1). The record is from RefSeq and is a predicted model, not a curated record. Bases 738 to 1946 code for a protein of 402 amino acids. The transcript has 12 exons. Lineage: Eukaryota; Metazoa; Chordata; Mammalia; Dasyuromorphia; Dasyuridae.